Messenger RNA from Acanthosepion pharaonis, 1449 nucleotides. The record is from the annotation of a GenBank genome assembly. NCBI's taxonomy places the organism in Eukaryota, Metazoa, Mollusca, Cephalopoda, Sepiida, Sepiidae.
AUGCGUGAGCUUUUGCUCAACAAUAAUUUCCUUCGCAAUUUGCCCUUUGAGUUGGGGAAGCUGUUUCAACUGCAGACCCUUGGAUUGCAAGGAAAUCCACUGUCACCAGAUAUCUUAAAUCUUUACAAUGAACCAAAUGGGACCCAAAAACUUCUCAGUUACAUGCUGGAUCAUCUUGCUCAAUUGAGGACAAAGGACCAAUGCCAGUAUCAAUUUGAUGCCCAAGCAGUCAAUGUAACACAGCCUCCUCCGCGGCAGUGGAUCCCCUUACAACAACCUGAUUGCUCCAGGCCUACAGCUGUAUUCACAGUCAUGUGCUACAAUGUUCUCUGUGAUAAAUAUUGCACACGUCAACUCUACGGGUACUGCCCGACUUGGGCACUCAAUUGGGAAUACCGUAAGAAGGGCAUCAUGGAAGAAAUUAAACAUUAUAGUGCCGACAUCAUCAGUUUGCAGGAAGUAGAGACGGACCAGUUUUACAACUUUUUCCUUCCUGAGCUGAAGAGAGAUGGGUACAAUGGUAUUUUCUCGCCUAAGUCCCGAGCACGAACAAUGAGUGAGCAGGAGAGGAAGCAUGUUGAUGGCUGUGCUAUCUUUUUCAGGCAGGCCAAAUUUUGUAUUAUUAAAGAGUACUUAAUAGAAUUCAACCAGCUUGCUAUGGCCAAUGCAGAGGGUAAUGAUGACAUGCUCAAUAGAGUAAUGACAAAAGAUAAUAUUGGUUUGGCUGCUCUACUUAAAACCAAAGAAGCAGUUUAUGAUAGCUUGUCUUCUGAACGGCACUGUGGUCAACUAGUUCUUGUAGCAACGGCGCACAUUCACUGGGAUCCAGAGUACUCAGAUGUCAAGCUAAUCCAAACAAUGAUGUUGAUGUGGGAAUUAAAACACAUUAUUGAGGAGGCCUGCCUCAGCUAUGGACAAUCCAUUCCAGCAGCUGACUGCAAUUCCAUUCCCUUACUCCUGUGUGGAGAUCUCAAUUCACUGCCAAAUUCGGGAGUUGUGGAGUAUUUAAGUACUGGAAAGGUAGCUGCUGACCAUCCUGACUUUAAGGAGUAUGGUUACCGCUCUUCCCUGCGCAAGAUCAGUACUGCUGAAAGCAAAGAUGUUUUGGCCCACAACUUUCGCCUGGGUAGAACUUACGAAGGGGAUACCAUGCCCUUUACUAAUUAUACCUAUGAAUUUAAAGGGGUCAUUGAUUAUAUCUUCUACUCACGGGAACACAUGAAUCUCCUCGGUCUUCUUGGGCCACUUGAUGAAGAGUGGUUUCGCGAGAACAAAGUCGCUGGCUGUCCUCAUCCUCACAUCCCAUCUGAUCAUUUUUCAUUAUUCGUUGAGCUGGAAAUGCCCUAUCCCAUACACAACGGGCGAGGCUGUGUUGUGAACACCGCCACUACUACCAAUAACAACAACAACAAUAACAACAACAACAACCUCCACCUGAAAGUGAGAUAG